Camelina sativa (false flax) is the source of this 1125-nucleotide messenger RNA. The record is from RefSeq and is a predicted model, not a curated record. NCBI's taxonomy places the organism in Eukaryota, Viridiplantae, Streptophyta, Magnoliopsida, Brassicales, Brassicaceae.
AUGCAGGAAACGUUCAGGUGUUUGAUUGAGGAUGAUGACAUGGAUUUGGUAUUAAAGGAGGAAAACUACAUGUAUGCUCUUAUAGAAGAAAAGUAUGGAGUGAAGAAAGUUAAUAUUGACAGACAACUAGUGAGGACAAACAGAGGUGAAGGAUGGUGCCGUGUGCAUCGGUUUAUGUUCGAGUCUAAGAGGGAUCUUGCCAUAUUUCUAGAAAAGAGUGUUGCGAUGUUCUUAGAGAUGGUUGCACAAGAUCUAACUGUACGCGUCAUAGCUGAGCAAUAUCAACAUUCACUCGAUACAAUGAAGAGGAAGUUGGAUGAGGUUUUAAGUGCUCUAUUAAAACUUGCAGCAGAUAUAGUGAAACCUACAAGGGAUGAUUUGACAAGUGUUAGUCCUUUUCUAGUGAAUGAUAGCCGGUAUAUGCCUUAUUUUAGAGACUGCAUUGGUGCCCUUGAUGGUACUCAUGUGCCAGUUCGUCCUUCAUCAGGGAAUGUAGAGCCAUUUAGAGGUCAAAAAGCAGAAGCAACAAUGAAUUUGCUUGCAAUAUGCAAUUUCAGUAUGAGAUUUACUUAUGCUUAUGUUGGAGUUCCCGGGAGAGCACAUGACACAAAAGUGCUAACAUAUUGUGCUACACAAGAAGCUUCUUUCCCUCAUCCUCCGCCUGGAAAAUACUAUUUAGUGGACUCAGGGUAUCCAACUAGAAGUGGUUACCUAGGCCCUCAUCGUAGAGUUAGAUAUCACCUAGACCAGUUCAGCAGAGGAGGACCACCGACCAACAGUAGGGAGCUGUUUAACCGUAAACAUUUUGGUCUGAGAUCGAUAAUUGAGAGAACCUUUGGUGUUUGGAAGGCCAAAUGGAGAAUUCUUGACAGGAAGCACCCUCAGUAUGAGCUGAAUAAAUGGAUUAAGAUUGUGAUAGCAACAAUGGCUCUCCAUAAUUUUAUCAAAGAUUCAAAAGAGGAUGAUAUUGAUUUUUUACAUUGGGAAGUGGUGGAAUCAUAUGAACAUCAUGGUGAUGAAAAUGAUGGACAUGUUCCAUACAUACCUGCUGGUGAUAGAAUGAUGGAAGAUGUGCAUGAUUCUAUCACUAUGGAGAUGGCAGAAGGAACUACACUUCCAUAUUAG